This is a messenger RNA of Oxyura jamaicensis (ruddy duck), 813 nucleotides long. RefSeq names its product cornichon family AMPA receptor auxiliary protein 1 (gene CNIH1). Lineage: Eukaryota; Metazoa; Chordata; Aves; Anseriformes; Anatidae. The coding region runs from base 92 to 574 and encodes 160 amino acids. The transcript has 6 exons. Gene Ontology annotation, biological process: vesicle-mediated transport. The record is from RefSeq and is a predicted model, not a curated record.
CCCAGCAGAGGUCGCUGCGCUGUGCGGGCUCUCCCGGCGGCGACCGCUGGCGCCCGGCCCCGCGCGCGGCCCGGCCCGUCCCGGCCCCGCCAUGGCGUUCACGUUCGCGGCGUUCUGCUACAUGCUGGCGCUGCUGCUCACCGCCGCCCUCAUCUUCUUCGCCAUCUGGCACAUCAUCGCCUUCGACGAGCUGAAGACGGACUACAAGAACCCCAUCGACCAGUGCAACACGCUCAACCCCACAGUUGAAAAGGUCAAAAAGAUUAAAAGAGUCAAAAUUGCGUUAAAGCUUGUACUUCCAGAGUACCUCAUCCAUGCAUUCUUCUGUGUUAUGUUUCUCUGUGCAGCAGAGUGGCUUACACUGGGUCUCAAUAUGCCUUUGUUGGCUUAUCAUAUUUGGAGGUACAUGAGCAGACCCGUGAUGAGCGGCCCCGGUCUGUACGACCCUACGACCAUCAUGAAUGCAGACAUUUUAGCCUAUUGCCAGAAGGAAGGAUGGUGCAAGUUAGCAUUCUACCUUCUAUCUUUUUUUUACUACUUAUACGGCAUGAUUUAUGUUCUGGUGAGCUCUUAAGAAGACAUUCAGCAAGCUUUGUUCCAUUUAAGUGCAUGCAAAAGCCAUGAAACAUGGAUUAUUUACAAUGAGGCCGUCUCACCAAGAUUAAAUACGGAAUCUGAUGAUUGCAUUUGCAUUAGAAAACAAUGGCUCCCCUAUUUUUAAAAUGUUUCCACAUUUUAUACUUGUGGAAAGACUGUUUUCUUAUAUUUUACUGGGACACUGAAAUUAAAAGAAUUACAUAUACAUUAGUAUAA